CAUGGGACUCUUCCCCAGAGCGUCCAGCAGGCCUAACACGAGCAGCACCCCGGCCCACAGCACCCCGAGGGACCCGAGGCUCCUCCUCUUCCUCACCAGCGGGACGCCGCCACAGGCCCAGAGCCGCAAAGCACAUUGGGUUCCAGGCUUUUGGUAGAAGCUCCAAGUAACCUUCUCUGAUGAGGAUGUCGGAUACUGUCGCCGUAAAGGAAACAAACGAGACCAUGAGAGGGCUGGAGACGGAGGAGGCCGACUCGGCGCCCAGAGACGGCCUGAGCCAAUCAGAGAGCCAGGAACAAACCGAGCCCGAGAAGGACGAGAGCGAGGGCAAGAACGAAGCGCAGCAGCAAACGUCCGGACAAACUGCAAAGCGGUCGAAGUCUAACGCAAAGUUAAAGUUAGUUCGGAGCCUGGCCGUUUGCGAAGAAUCCUCCUCUCCCCCUUUUACUGACCCGCCACGAGAACACCAGGAUAAAAUUCAGAUCCAGCUCUCCCAGUCCUUUGAUAAAGAAGAUCAGGCGGUGAAGAAUGAGGACGAGAAGGAGAAAAGUGCUGACAAGCUGGAGAAGACUGACAAAAUGCCGCGCAAGAUGCUGUCUCGAGAUUCCAGUCAGGAAUAUACAGACUCUACUGGUAUUGAUCUCCAUGAGUUCCUAGUUAACACUUUGAAAAACAACCCCAGGGACAGAAUGAUGCUGCUGAAACUGGAACAGGAGAUCCUCGAUUUUAUCAGUAAUAAUGAUCCCAGAAGCCAGAGGAGGAAGUUCCCGCCCAUGACGUCGUACCACCGGAUGCUGCUGCACAGGGUUGCCGCCUACUUCGGGCUCGAUCACAACGUGGAUCAGUCCGGGAAGUCUGUCAUCAUCAACAAAACUAGCAAUACAAGAAUACCGGAUCAGAAGUUUUCAGAGCACAUUAAGGACGACAAGACGGACGAUUUCCAGAAACGGUACAUUCUCAAGAGGGACAACUCCAGCAUGGACAAAGAUGACAACAUGAUGCGGAUGCGGCUGAAGGACGACCGCAGGAGCAAGUCGAUAGAGGAGCGGGAGGAGGAGUACCAGCGGGCCCGCGAGAGGAUCUUCGCCCAGGACGGUCCUGACAUUUUCCCGCUAGAUAAGAGAAUCCAGGAGGACGAGGCCUCCAACAGCACACAACAGAGACGGCAGAUUUUUAAGCUGAAGGACGGCCGGUCCACGAACAGCCGGCAGAGCAGCUCGGAGAACGAGCCCAAGUGCUCGGAGCCGCGGCCCUGGAGCAGCACGGACUCGGACAGCUCGUACCGGAACCUGAAGCCCGCCAUGACCAAGGCCAGCAGCUUCAGCGGCAUCUCGGUGCUGAUCCGCGGCGACAGCUCCGCCAGCAGCAAGAGCACGGGCAGGCUGUCCAAGACAGGUUCCGAGUCGUCUAGUAGUGUAGGGUCGUCCACGGGUUCGCUCUCACGCUCCCAGCUGCCCCUCCCCGCCCCGGCUCUAACCCAGCCCGGCCACGGGCCGCCCGCCGCCGCCUACCCCGCCGCCAGCGCUAGUAGCUCCGCGCCCUACGAGGGGGCCCGCGGCGGCCCGUCCCCCGCCGCCGCCGCCGCCGCCGCCACCGCUAACACUAGCUACUAUUUGCUUCCGUUGGAAGUCACAGGGAUACCGCCUGGCAGUAUUCUGCUCAACCCACACACAGGCCAGCCCUUCGUGAAUCCCGACGGCAGCGCCGUGGUCUACAACCCCGCGGUGGGCCAGCAGCAGGGCCGGACCCAGCAGCCCCUGCCCCCGCCUCCGCCCGCGCCCGCCCCCCACCAGCACCCGCACCCGCACCCGCACCAGCCGGGCAACCACGUCCUCUCCCAGCCGAUUCGGCCUCUGCAGCCCUCCGCCCAACCCCUGCAGUACUCCACGGCCUCUUACCCGUCCCAGCUCCUGCCCGUCUCCCCUAACCAACAGUACACUGUGCAAGACAACCUGGGGGCCCAGUUCAGCCACAUGAACCUGGUGCGGCAGGCCUCGGCAGAGGGGCCCGACGGCCACACCGCCCUGUACUCCUCCUCCAUGGUGCUGCAGGCGCCCCAGCAGGCCGGCUACAUGGUGGCCCCGCCCCCGGGCCAGCCCGGCCCCGCCCCCGCCUACGCCGGCUCCGCCCCCUCCGUCAGCCAGCCCAUCAUGCAGCAGCAGGGCUACAUCCAGCAGCCCAUGCAGCAGAUGCCUGCGUGUUACUGCGCCCCCGGCCAGUACCCACACUCCAGCCAGCAGUACCGACCGGUCACCCCAGUGCACUACAACAGCCCCCAGAACCAGCCGCUGCCCCAGCCCGCCCAGCAGUCAGGCUAUCAGACCGUGAUGCCAAAUCAGCCGCAGAGCUACCAGAGCCUGGUGGGGCUGCCACAGCCCCAGAGCCAGAGCCUGCUCGGCAGCCAGCACGCCAGCAUGGGGGCGCAGAUGCAGGGCAUGAUGGUCCAGUACCCGACCGUGCCGUCUUAUCAGGUAUCCAUGGCCCAGGGGUCCCAGGGCAUGCCGCAGCAGACGUAUCAGCAGCCCAUGCUGAUCCCCAGCCAGUCCAGCCAGGGCCCUGUCCCGGCCUCCAGCGUGCAGGUGUACUACAGUGUUAUUCCUCCCGGCCAGCAGAGCACCAUGAGCUCCUCUGUGAGUUUCCUGCCUCCUCCGGGCUCAGAGCAGAUGCAGUUCCCUCGGACGUCCUCCCCCUGCAGCUCCCAGCAGCUCCCCGGCCAGCAGUGUGCAGCCUUCACUCCAAAUCCUCACCUCUCCCGUCUUCACAAUACGAGUGUGCCCCCCCCUCACGGCAGCGGCAUGCUCAUGAUGCAGCUGACGUUACCCCCGAACCAGCAGCCCCGGGCGCACUCCCCCCCCCAGUGGAAGCACCACAAAUACUACAGCCUGGACCACCAGAGGGGCCAGAAGUGUACAGACCUCCCCAGUCUCGACACAUCGCAGAGCAGUCCCCAGCUAGGAAGCCCCAGCUCCUCCCCGGCCCAGUCCCCCGCCCCCGCCCACCUGACCAACAUGAAGAACGUCCGUCCCGGCCUCGCCCCCAUCUCCAUCAUGCCCCAGUUCUCCCGGCCGUUCGUCCCGGGACAAGGUGACGCACGGUACCCCCUGCUGGGGCAGCCCCUCCAGUACACCCCUCCCAUCCGUCCCCCCCUCAUCCAUGGACCUCACAUUGUCCCCAACCACCAGGGUCCUAUGGGAAUUCGACAGGUUGGCCGAGGGAGGAAACUGACGAGGAAAGCACUAUCUACAGAUCUCAGUGUAGGUGAAGCAGUAAGUGGGCGGAUCCUGGAAGUGACUGACCUGCCGGAGGGGAUGGGCCGUGUGGAAGCUGAUUCGCUGCUCGGGGAGCUGUGCAAGGCGGGGGCCACCAUCCGGUGGCUGCCAGAGCCCCCGCCGCCGCUGCCCCCGCCCCCGCCGCCGCCGCCGCCGAGACUGAACUGCGGAGCCGGGGACGGCGACACGAACUCUGACCCCUCGACCCCGCCCCGGGACCCGGCCUCCGGCUACACCGUCCUGGCCGUGUUCCCCACCAAAUACGCGGCACAGAGCGCCCUGGUCCGGCACAGCAGCCCCCCCGCCGCCUUCCGGCUCAGAACUAGCAAGAGACACUACGACUUCCACAACCUGGAGCGGGCCAGCUCCCAGUAGGGGGCGCCGAAGAGCAGGAUCCCCGCAGCACCCCCCUCCUCCUCCACCCACUGCCACCAUCACCACCACCACUACCAGUCACUUCCUGUCCUUGUCCCCUCCCCACUUCAUGUUUUUCACUAAAGUUGGCUUGAUGUAAUGGGCUUUCACUUGAGUUGUAGAGACUUUUGGGAAUAUGUUGCCUUUGUAAUGUUCUUAGCAAUUCCAUUAUAAAAUAAAAAUUGGCCAUUUAUUAUUUUUUAUUUUGUGUGUGUGGGAGGGGAGUUCAGAAUUGGCAGGAACAUUUCAAAUGGCAGCAUGUACUUUUUUCUUUUUUUUUUUUUUUCUUUUUUGUUUUUUUAGUUAAGUUUUAUAUUUGUGAAAUCUGGUGUCAGACCCAAAGCGUGGUUGUACAGCUGCAUUCUUUUCUCCCGUCCCUCUGUUUCCCGACCUCUCUCAGCUUUAUCCCCCUUUAAAGCAGAGAGCUCAGCAGGUGAGACACAGCAGGUAGGCCCAGGUAGGCCCUGCCCCCCCCCCGCCCCCCCACAGCCUGUCCCUGGCCAGCCGCUCGCGGUUCAGCAGGGUUACUCCACCGUGGACAUGUCCCAAGCGACACCAUGAGUUUCUUUUUGUGCCUUCUAUUAGGAUUCCCCCGUUUUACUCCUUCACAAAAUCUAGAAGGCACCUCAGUGUUGCUCGUAAAAUGAUCCACAUCUUUGUAAAUACUUUAUAUAGUACAGUAGAUAUAUAAUUCGAUCCGGUUUUCCUCACUGCAAAAUGUUAUGCUGGUAACAGGCACUAAUGAGCGCACUGUCUUUGGUUCAGUGUUCCUGGUCUGGUUUUAACUUAAUUUAAAAAAAAUAAGUCAAGAAAUGCAUAUCUCACCGGUGGCAUAUUUUUAGCAAUCCUCAAGCUUCAUGUGUCUCAGCUAUCCCCUCCUCUACUCCUCUCCUCACCUUUUCUUCACACUAGCCCAAUCGUUUCAAAUCUGUCAUUUAAAAAAAGUUUUUUUUUUUGUUUUUGUUUUUUGUUUUGUUUUUUUUAAGUCCUUAGGUCACUGGAAAAUCAGUUUGCACAUUUAUACAACUGAAUUUUUUUUUUUCUUUUACUGUUCUCCCAAAUGUGUGGAUUCUGAAAAGCUGUACAAUGUUUGCUGGUGCAAGUCAUUUUUAUUUCAGUUUGAAACCAAUAAAUGUUUACACCAAAUGA
Messenger RNA from Anguilla rostrata (American eel), 4832 nucleotides. RefSeq names its product R3H domain-containing protein 1. The record is from RefSeq and is a predicted model, not a curated record. Gene Ontology annotation, molecular function: nucleic acid binding. Bases 180 to 3644 code for a protein of 1154 amino acids. Lineage: Eukaryota; Metazoa; Chordata; Actinopteri; Anguilliformes; Anguillidae. The transcript is spliced from 26 exons.